Molecule: messenger RNA, 963 nt
Organism: Oppiella nova
Lineage: Eukaryota; Metazoa; Arthropoda; Arachnida; Sarcoptiformes; Oppiidae
Source: the annotation of a GenBank genome assembly
AUGGAUGAACGCAACGAAAGCAAUUUUCAAAGCCUAAUUAAGGCUAAGAUUAACAUUUGGGGUCCAGAGCCCACAAUACAUCUGAACGCUGCACCUGGAGUUCACUUGGAUGGACAGAGGAGUUCAUCCACGGGUGAUGUUUUAUUUCUGUACGACAUUGACCUGACAUCUGAAGGCUAUUACAAAUGUGAAGUCAGUGCUGAUCACACUUUCCAAACGGUCCGAAUGGACAGCUAUAUGACAGCAAGUGUCUCACUCCCUGUCCACUGUUGCAAACCAAAUGCCAUAUUAGCGUUGAAAGCAUUCGUUCCGCCGACAAAACCACCGCUCAUUGAGGGCUACAAAACAUUUUACGCGAUCGGAGAAGUCGUCACAUCUUAUUGCAUUGCCUCCUACUCUAAGCCAAAGUCAAGAAUCAAAUGGUAUAUCAAUGGAGACGAAGUGCCAGAUUAUUAUUAUAUCACGUCUAAUACAACCGAUGAAGACAUUUCUGGCAUAAGUUUCACACUCGAGGAAAGGCAUCUCAUAUCGGGAAGACUUGUUAGCAGUCAGGAGACUAUAAUUAACGGCACAAAUGAAUUAGAAAACGUUCCGUUAAUUUCUGGUCUGAAAUCAAAUUACAUGUUAGGAGACUAUCUGAACGUUAACUGCACUAUACGUCAAAUGAUUUAUGAAACAUCUCAGCCCCGACUCGAAUGGUUUAUUCAUAAUCAAAAGCCGAACGCAGAUUUUGUGAGACAUUAUGCCAUUAAAAAUAUAAUAGGAUUGCGAUUCCGUAUAAUGCAAUACCAUCUCAACAAUAACAGCAGUCUUUUUAUCAAAUGUAAGGCCACACAACUUAGCCGGAGCAAGAUCCUCAACUCCAAGCCAGUCAAGACAAAUGAUGCCCUCUCUGUCAUAAUUAAUGCUAAUCACAUGAUGGGCACAAAUGAUGCGCUCAUCUCAGCCUCAAUACUGGUAUAA